AUGGUUCAACCACAAAAGACUCCCUCUCAACAUAACUCCACCUUAUAUAUUUCUCCGCUCAUCACCAACCGACAUAAGGAUGUGUUCAUUACUCCAACGAACGCAAAGCCUGUGAACUCGUUGUUUGACUCCCCCAAUUCAAACCAUUCGCUGUUUUUCCAUUUCGAUAGAUCAAAUAACCAAUCGACUCAUACAGUGGAUUUGGGAGGAAACACCAGUAAUCAGCCAUAUGAACCAUUAACACAAGUGGAAAAGCUUAGAUUGUGGCGUCAUGAUGCUUUAAUGCAACACCAAUAUAAAACAGCUGAAUUCAUUGGGGAUAAAGUAUUGUCCUUGACUGAUGAUCCAAGAGAUGCAUUCUGGUUAGCUCAAGUAUAUUUCAAUAAUGGCAACUACUUGCGGGCCAAAAAGUUGUUAACAAGAAAGCUGUUGUAUGAGAAAGCUGUCAGUUGUCGGUAUCUUGCAGCGUAUUCAUUAAUUAAAUUGGAACAAUGGGAUGAAGCACUUGACCUUAUUGGUGAAACCAAUCCAUUUGUUAGAGAUGAUAAUUAUCAAGUUAAAAGUGAUGAUGGUGGUAUAAAAUUAGAAGCUUCAAUGUGUUAUUUGCGUGGGAUUGUUUACGCUAAUCGUAAUAACUUUGAAAGAGCAAAGGAAUGCUAUAAAGAGGCCUGUCUAGUUGACGUUAAAUGCUAUGAAGCGUUUAAUGAAUUGAUUAGCAAUGAUUUAAUGAAUCCCGGAGAACAGUGGCAGUUUAUUAAUACUUUGAAUUUUAGAGAUGCUGAUAAUAACGAUGAAUUGAUAAAGUUAUUAUACACUUCAAAAUUAAGCAAAUAUUUGAAUGGAGCCAAAUUUGAAGAAGCUGAUUCCAUUUUACGAGAUGAAUUUGAACUUGGAGAUAAUUGUGAUUUGUUGCUUAAUCGAGCUAAUUAUUUGUAUGUUCAAUGCAAUUUUGAUGAGUGUUUAGAAGUUUGUGAAAAAAUCAUUGCUAUCGAUGAAUACAAUUUUGACGUGAUACCGGAUUAUUUAAGUUGUUUACAUGAAUUAGGUGCUAAGAAUAAGUUAUUUUUGAAAUCACAUCAAAUGGCAGAAACCCAUCCCUCGCAUCCUAUGACAUGGCUAGCCAUUGGAAUAUAUUAUGUUUCAAUUGGUAGAACUAUUGAAGCUCGAAAGUUUUUCAGUAAAGCUACGAUUCUUAGUCCUAAUUUUGGUCAAGCUUGGAUAGGAUUUGCACAUACAUUUGCAUCCGAAGGAGAACAUGAACAAGCAAUUAGUGCAUAUGCAUUUGCAGCUAGAUUAUUUCCUGGUACACAUUUACCAAAUUUGUUUCUUGCAAUGCAACAUCUUCAAAUGAAUAAUUUAGGUUUGGCGGAGGAAUAUUUGUUGGCAGCUUAUCAGAUUUGCAAUACCGAUCCACUUUUAUUGAAUGAGCUUGGAGUUUUAAACUUUCGAAAAGCUGAUUUAGUCAAGGCAGAAUUAUUUCUCCAAGAGGCGUUAGUUGCAGCAAAGAAUUUAAAUUCUGAUAGUCGAACUUGGAUAUCAAUUCAUUCUAAUUUAGGACAUGUAAAUCGACGUGGACAUCAAUAUUUUAAGGCUCUUGAUUGUUUUAAUCAAGUUUUACGUAUAAGCAAUAAGAAUGAUUCCAAUCUACUUUCAUCAAUUGCUCUUAUACAUCUACAAUUAGGAGAGUAUUCUACUGCCAUAGAUACUCUUCAUAAUGCUUUAGCCAUAGCUCCCCAUGAUCAUGUUGCAAGUGACAUUCUUACUCGGGCCCUAGCAGCCAAUCAAGAAGCCAGUGGGGAAUUUUUCCAGUGCGCGAACAAACAAAUUGGCCGUCUUCUGUUGAAUGGAGGACUUCGUCAACCUCUUCCACCACCUCCUCCCCCAGCACAACCUUUAGCGCCUCAAAAUACGGCACUUGACCAAGACCCCAGCGAAGUUGCACAUAGACUUCAAACAGGAGAAGAUUCGAGUGAUGAAGGGGAGGAAGUAAUGGAAAUCGAAUAA
Lizanozyma spartinae is the source of this 2004-nucleotide messenger RNA. RefSeq names its product anaphase promoting complex subunit (gene CDC16). The record is from RefSeq and is a predicted model, not a curated record. Gene Ontology annotation, biological process: cell division. Gene Ontology annotation, molecular function: protein binding. The coding region runs from base 1 to 2004 and encodes 667 amino acids. NCBI's taxonomy places the organism in Eukaryota, Fungi, Ascomycota, Pichiomycetes, Serinales, Debaryomycetaceae. The transcript has a single exon.